AAUGGAACGGCUGCGCAGAGCCGCGCACCAUAUUCCCAAAAUCCCAACUUUUCUCCCAUAUAUGCGCUCCCGAUUGAAUUACUGUCCAUUAUUUUCAAGUUCGCAAGUGAAGGCAGGACAAGCAAAGGGACCUGACGGUGCGACGUCAUCAGAGUCUCUCUCCAAUAGUGACCUUAAGCAACCUCUUCAGUUUCCAUACGAUCUUGUCUCCGUCUGCACGCUAUGGCGCGACGUUCUUGCCUCUGUGCCCCAGUAUUGGACGCGUGUUGUCGUUUUUGUCGACACAACGAAUCCGACACCGGUAUCUGAUGCCCAAGCCCUCCUGGAACGCUCUAGUGACCUCCCUAUCACGGUUCAAGUCGGUCGACGCGACAAAAGGGACGUAGAUCCUGAAGAGAAUGAGAGGGCGCGUGCCAUUAUCGAAGUCUUGAAGCCACACGUCCAUAGAUGCACAUCUAUCAAGUUCGACGUCAUAUACGGCUCGUCACUUCCCUCCAUGUCUCGCGACUUGUACGCUCUGUCGGAGAGUUUGGUCACACUCUCGUUGAUUUGCAAGGUCGACGAUGGCUAUCCUCCAGGCUUCAUGAAGAUAGGCAAGGCACAAAAAGUCAAAGCGAAGCCGAAACUUCGCAAUUUGGAGCUGCAUGGGUAUACCAUGCUUGACGUCCUCUGGAGAAACAGCAGGUUCCUCGAUAGUCUCGUGGAUCUGCAAUUCUUCAACUUCAGUCAUUUCGACGUCGCAAAUUACAGCCAUACCAGGUGCUCUGAACUACUUCCGCUCCUUUUUGACGCCCUCGAAUACCCUCGCGCCUUAUUCAUGUGCACCUUCGCUAACGUGGACCUCCCAAGUUGGCCAGCAAGUGAUGAGGAUCCGCCCUUUGUAGCCAAGAUCGAGAUCCUAUUCCUUCAAGGCCUCACGAACGCCAACACACGCCUGUUCCUCGACCACCUGGACUUAUCUAGCAUCGACUGCAUCGAUAUCACCUCUUGCUCUGUAGAAGGCGUCCGUAUUCAAGGCCCGAAUGACCUGAGUCUUCAUCGACUAUCUGACGACCUGUCCCACUUUCUUUCGCUCUGGGACGGGAACGACAUCUUGAUCGACGAGUGUCCAGGGCUGACGGAUGACACUCUCGAUCAUUUUGCAGCCCAAGUGGGCUAUUUUUCCAUGACCGUACUUAGGAUCUUGGAUUGCCCCAACUUCUCCGUUGAAGCGCUCAAGCGUUUGGUUGGAGCGAGGGUGUUGAGUGCGCACGUAGCCAAUGGGGAGGAGAUGAGGACCGUUGAAGUCACCAGUGAUAGACCAAAGUUGUCGGACGUCGACCGAUCUUGGUUCCACUGCGUCAUGGACAAUCAGCGGUUCUUAUGGAACGCGACGCCGAAGAGGCACUCGAUGGUGUCGGAGGAGAGAAGAGAGAUGAUGAUAGAAUUCUUAGAGACAAUGGGCCAGGCAUG
Cyclocybe aegerita is the source of this 1452-nucleotide messenger RNA. NCBI's taxonomy places the organism in Eukaryota, Fungi, Basidiomycota, Agaricomycetes, Agaricales, Hemipholiotaceae. The record is from the annotation of a GenBank genome assembly.